Pseudophryne corroboree (corroboree frog) is the source of this 10596-nucleotide messenger RNA. It is a transcript of the gene GRIA3, whose product is annotated as glutamate ionotropic receptor AMPA type subunit 3. Gene Ontology annotation, biological process: modulation of chemical synaptic transmission; synaptic transmission, glutamatergic; monoatomic ion transport. The transcript has 16 exons. The record is from RefSeq and is a predicted model, not a curated record. Gene Ontology annotation, molecular function: transmitter-gated monoatomic ion channel activity involved in regulation of postsynaptic membrane potential; AMPA glutamate receptor activity. NCBI's taxonomy places the organism in Eukaryota, Metazoa, Chordata, Amphibia, Anura, Myobatrachidae. Gene Ontology annotation, cellular component: AMPA glutamate receptor complex; plasma membrane; dendritic spine. Bases 577 to 3240 code for a protein of 887 amino acids.
GUAGAUAUCUGCAGGGGGCUCCACGGACUUCCUUUGCACCAUAUUAUACUGUAUGCCUCCCUUUGUUGAGGUGGAGCUGGCAGCGGGUUCCUGGGACACUCAAUACGAUUUUCUUUUGGGAUGGACAGGAUAUAUAAGCUUUGUUGUCCUCAGUAAUGAAGGGGUUAGCCUGUGAUCCACGUGAGGCUGGUGUGCUUCCAUCGAUUCUAUCUCCUUGUAGACAAAUGCAGAGCUUGUGCUUUGCAGUCUUGUCGGGGCUGCAGUAAGGCUGAGCUGAACGAUGCUGCUUUAACUCAACGUCAGAUCAAGUUUGAUCAAUAACCCCCCUACUGGUCCAAUUGGAAGAUCCUUAUUCAUCUGAUCUUUUUUUUUUUCCUCACUCCCUUUCUCUCUUCACCACCAUCUUUGUGAAAAGUCCCCUGAUUUCCUAUAGUGAGAACGGGGCUGGAUUUGCAGCUUGCAUCCAAUGGAACUGUCCAGGGUGCUGUAAUAAUAGUGCCUAGAGAAAGUGCCGGGAGACUUCAGUCCUGGCUGUGUCAGUUUCGUUUUAGAAAUUGAAAUCGUACGGCUGUGAAAAUGGGGCAAAACGAGAUACAGACUGUCUUCUUUUUGCUGGUGAGCCUUGCAGGAGAAAGCUUUGGAGGAUUCCCUAACACAAUCAAUAUAGGUGGACUUUUCAUGAAAAAUACCAUUCAGGAACACAGUGCAUUUAUAUUUGCAGUGCAACUGCACAACACUAACCAAAAUAACACAGAGAGGCCCUUCCAGCUGGUCCAUCAUGUAGAUCACUUAGACUCGUCCAACAGUUUCUCAGUGACAAAUGCAUUUUGUUCACAGUUUUCCCGUGGUGUUUAUGCCAUCUUUGGAUUCUACGAUCAAAUGUCCAUGAACACUCUCACAUCAUUUUGUGGUGCCCUUCACACCUCAUUUAUCACACCAAGCUUCCCAACAGACGCUGAUGUACAGUUUGUUAUUCAGAUGCGACCAGCACUUAAAGGAGCCAUUCUAUCUCUGCUCAGUGAUUAUGACUGGCAAAAAUUUGUUUACCUAUAUGAUACUGAAAGAGGUUUCUCCAUUCUUCAGGCCAUCAUGGAAGCAGCCGUACAGAACAACUGGCAAGUAACAGCCAGAUCAGUGGGGAAUAUAAAAGAUGUUCAGGAAUAUAAACGCAUCAUAGAGGAAAUGGACAGACGUCAGGAGAAAAGAUUUGUAAUAGACUGUGAAGUUGAAAGAAUAAAUACAAUUUUGGAACAGGUUGUAAUCCUUGGCAAACACACACGGGGCUACCACUAUAUGCUUGCAAACCUGGGAUUUACAGGUAUUUCACUAGAGAGAGUCAUGCACGGCGGAGCAAAUGUCACUGGAUUUCAGAUUGUGAAUAAUGAAAACACAAUUGUACAGCAGUUUUUACAGAGAUGGGUACAUCUGGAUGAUAGAGAGUUUCCUGAAGCAAGGAAUACACCAUUAAAGUACACAUCUGCUCUGACCCAUGAUGCUGUCUUAGUAGUCGCUGAAGCGUUCCGAUACCUAAGGAGACAACGAGUGGAUGUAUCAAGACGAGGGAGUGCUGGAGACUGCAUGGCAAAUCCUGCGGUGCCUUGGAGCCAAGGGAUUGACAUAGAAAGAGCCUUAAAAAUGGUGCAAGUUCAAGGGAUGACUGGGAAUAUACAGUUUGACACAUAUGGCAGAAGAACUAACUACACUAUUGAUGUGUAUGAAAUGACAGCAACUAAACCACGGAAGGUUGGACACUGGAAUGAAUAUGAACGCUUUGUCCCUAUCCCUGAUCAGCAGCCUGUUAAUGAGUCUUCCUCUGUGGAAAAUAAGACAAUUGUAGUUACAACAAUUUUGGAAAAUCCAUAUGUAAUGAAAAAGAAAAAUUAUGAGCAGCUGGAUGGCAAUGAGAAGUAUGAAGGGUACUGUGUGGAUCUUGCUAGUGAGAUUGCAAAGCAUGUUGGAAUAAAAUAUAAACUUUCCAUUGUCGAAGAUGGCAAAUAUGGUGCUCGUGACCCAGAAACGAAAAUAUGGAAUGGAAUGGUGGGGGAACUCGUAUAUGGGAGAGCAGACAUAGCUGUCGCCCCGCUCACCAUUACUCUGGUACGGGAAGAAGUGAUUGAUUUUUCAAAACCAUUUAUGAGCCUUGGCAUCUCCAUCAUGAUUAAGAAGCCUCAAAAAUCAAAACCAGGAGUAUUUUCUUUCCUGGAUCCCUUGGCAUAUGAAAUAUGGAUGUGUAUAGUUUUUGCGUACAUUGGAGUCAGUGUAGUUCUUUUCCUAGUGAGCAGAUUCAGCCCUUAUGAAUGGCACUUGGAAGACACAGAUGAAGCUCGUGACCCUCAGAACCCUCCCGACCCUCCAAAUGAGUUUGGAAUAUUUAACAGCCUGUGGUUUUCCCUGGGUGCCUUUAUGCAGCAAGGAUGCGAUAUUUCUCCAAGAUCUCUCUCUGGGCGAAUAGUUGGAGGAGUAUGGUGGUUCUUCACUUUAAUCAUAAUCUCCUCCUACACUGCCAACUUGGCUGCUUUCCUUACAGUGGAAAGGAUGGUGUCUCCCAUAGAAAGUGCAGAGGAUCUAGCAAAACAAACAGAAAUAGCAUAUGGCACUUUGGAUUCAGGAUCUACCAAAGAAUUUUUUCGGCGAUCGAAGAUAGCAGUCUAUGAGAAGAUGUGGUCAUAUAUGAAGUCAGCAGAGCCCUCUGUGUUUACCAAAACUACAGAUGAUGGUGUAGCUCGUGUUCGGAAGUCUAAAGGAAAGUUUGCCUUCCUGCUGGAAUCUACAAUGAAUGAAUACAUCGAGCAGAGAAAGCCAUGUGAUACCAUGAAAGUCGGAGGAAACUUGGACUCCAAAGGAUAUGGAGUGGCAACCCCAAAAGGCUCAGCAUUAAGAAAUGCUGUUAACCUGGCAGUAUUAAAACUGAAUGAGCAAGGACUCUUGGACAAAUUGAAAAACAAAUGGUGGUACGACAAAGGAGAAUGCGGCAGCGGGGGAGGUGACUCCAAGGACAAGACAAGUGCCCUGAGUUUAAGUAAUGUCGCAGGGGUGUUCUAUAUUCUUGUUGGAGGCCUUGGACUAGCCAUGAUGGUGGCUUUGAUAGAAUUCUGCUACAAAUCACGAGCAGAAUCUAAAAGAAUGAAAAUCACGAAGAAUUCACAAAACUUUAAACCUCCACCUGCAACUAGCACUCAGAAUUAUGCUACAUACAGAGAAGGUUACAAUGUCUACGGAACAGAAAGCGUUAAAAUAUAAGGAUCACCAACAAGAAGAACCAAGUGAUGGGGUGAAAAAUUGAGAAUGAGGCUUCUUCCUAUUUCCUGACCACCUGAGCCAGUUAAACUCUUUCCCUGGUGUCAGGAAUGACACAAACCGCUGAUGGUGCAAAGAACUUUUACUAGAAAGAACAAAUUUUUUUUUUCCUUCAGUGCCUUAUGGAACAUUCUGAGUCUCACACCAAUGCAAACUAUCACUGAAAUGCUAAUGCUUUGCUUGAAAAAAAGAAAAUAUUAAGUGGCCACAAGAUGAGAUUCUCGUGUAAGAAAUCAUACUGUUGUAAAAGACAAGUUCUAUAAAAGCCAUUGAUUAUUAGCACUGUACAGAGCCUCAGAUGCUCUAUAUGCAUUUUUUAGAGGUGCAUUCACUCUUUCUCAUGAUUGACAAAUACACUUGAGUAACAUAUUGUCUUGUCUUCAUUGCAGUCACAUUGUUUUAUGUUUCACUAAACCCACUCAGGCUGCCAGACGUAUUAUUAAAGACAAACUAGGCUUAAUUGCCUCAUCUAAUUUGAUUUGAUGAUUGAAAGCUCGGAAAGAGGAAAAGAAUGUGGAGAAGGCAUGGUAGAAGCUAAAUAUCACCUAUACCCCAUUGCUGUCCUUAAACACUUGAACAUGUCUUGUUAGUAUACGAAAGAGCAGAUUAUGUGUCUAUAAUUAUUUUAGUAUACUGUAUGUCUAGAGUGAAUGCACUUUUAAAUUCACAUGUUUUACAUUAAUAUGUAUUAUUGUUAGUAAUGCUGUUAUGUGUUAAGAACAGCAUUCUGUUAGACUGAUAGCUAACAGUGUCUCCUGGGUUCUUCCUAAUUUACCCCUGAAAUGUUAAAGAUAUUAUUAAUUAUCUGCCCUCGGAUAAAAAAAUAUGACUGCAACUUUCAGGUGUAAAAAGUAAAAAAAAUCAUUAUUUCAGGUUUUAUAUAUAUAUAUAUAUAUAUAUAUAUAUAUAUAUACACAUACAUAUAUACAUAUAUAUUUUUUAUACUAAAAUAUGAAAUGCACUGCUUAACUAAGGUUAAAUGGUAACUUGGUCAUCACUUUAACAGAUUUUCUUUGGCAUAAUACAGUUUCCACUUAUUGGGACUUAAGUACCAAGUGUGAAAAAUUUAAAUGUGAAUUUACUACAUUGAGCCAUUGUUACUCAUAAGCAACAUAAGUUGUUUGCAUUUGUGCAAACAUCAUUAAAACGAUAUACAAAAUGAGCUAUUAGUAGAAUAACCCAUAAUUAACCCUGUAUCAAUUUAUUAGCAUAUUUACAAUAAUAUUUUUGCUUUCAAAACAAAAAUAAGAGUGCAGUCUCUAUUUUAGAUAAUAACCAAAACUACCAGAUCAAUAUUUAUAUAGGCAUUUGUUAUUAUUUUUGCUGUGUUUUGAUCUUUGUCCAAAAUUAUAAGACUGUUUGCUUUUAGUAUAAUUAUAUUUGUAUCAUUAUUUACUGAAUAUAAUUAUUCCUAUUAUCAUUAUCAGAACUAGUAAUGUCAGUUACAUUAAAACACAGGCUAAAGGGUAGCUGUAUAGCCAUCAUAAUUUUAAGUUUCACCUUACAAUGAAUUCCCUGUUUAAAAAAUACAGUAGCAUAGUUUAUUUUCAUACAAGUUGUAGAUAAUUAAAUAUUUCCAGGAAUAUAUAGGACUUGCUGAUGUUUGGGACAUACUAACAAUUACAUUAUUAUGGAUCCUACAAGGCCAGAUACACUCCUUAAAAGGUUUACAUUAAAAUAGCAUGCAAAGAAUACUGGUUAGACAUAUUUGUUAACAUUUCUAAAGUGCAGAUUGUGCUAAACCUCUUUGGCUGUAUCAUUUAUUGUUAUUAUUAUUAUUAUUAUUAUUAUUAUUUCAUUUAUAUGGCAUUACCAAAUGUCCAUAGUACCAUAACCCUUCUUCAACAAGGAAACUAUGAAAUGUUUGACAUAUGUUUCAAAUUUGGUCCUUGUCUGUUACUGCAUCUAAUGUAACUUGUCAAAAGUUGGUUAUUGCUAAAAGUAUUCCCAAAACUGCCCAUCCUAGGGAGUUAGUCCUUUCACAGAAAUGUUAACCCAUACAAGUGAAAGCAAUAAUGAAAUGAUUGAAGAGCAAAUAGUUGAGCAGUUUGUAUAGCAAUGUUGUCCAAGUGAUGCAAAUGUAUUAUGUGGUGCAAGCAGUGCACAUGUUACGUGUUCAAUAUUGUUUUUUGAAAGGUGCUAACCCAAACACAUAAUAGGAACACAGCUCAUAGUUAAUCUGAUCAUAGCUUGGGCAGAAUUGAUAUACUAUUUCCUCAAUUAAUUCCUGGCAUUGUAAUUGCAACUUUUUAAAAACUUAUUUUAUGAAUGAAAAUUGUAUUUGGUCUUGUACCUAUUUGUUUUGUAGUGCUCUCCAAUCAGUCCACAAAAGCAAGUUAUUGUUUGCAUAUAGCACCCGGAGACAUCCUGUACUUACUUCCAGCAUUGAAGGCUACUAUAUUGCCCACUUCCAAUCAAUUAGCACAAACAUAAUUCAUAAUUAUUAUUAAUGAGUCACAUACAUAGUAAUAAUGAUUGAUGAACCACAUUCAGCACAUAGUUCUCCAAGCAUAAUUUCAUAUCGAAACAGCACAACUUUUAAUGUCUAUGUGGUGCUUAAAUUGCACUGUGACAUUUUUAAGACAGUGUAAUGAGGGUAUGAUUUGAGUUGAUUGGCCCCCACCCUUUAGGGUCUGAUUUAAGAGGAAUAGCCUCAACAUGGAACCCACCUCUAAGUGUCUGAUUUGAGUGGAAUGUCUCCCACCUCUGAGGGUGUGAUUUCAGUGAAAUAGCCCCACCCCUGAGGUCCUAAGUUAAAAUAGAUCAUAGAAAAUGCAACUAACAAUUGCAAAUAAAAAAUAUAAAUGUCAGAGGUUGUAUGAAGUUAUAUAAUUGAAUUAAAGAUUUAGUAUUUUGUAAAAUAUUUAAAUGCUUUAAAAUGUAUAUUGACAUUGUGUUAACUAGUAAAAAAAAAUAAUGCAAUUCAGGAAGCUAUAAACAAAUGUUUUGGCUAUUAAUACAAAAAUAUUUCUAAAGACAAAACUUUUCUUGAUGGUAUAGGUCCCAACUUCUGAUUUAAUGUUAAAUGUAGCACAGUGGGAAAUAUUUAGUGCAAAUUGCCAUGAUAUUGGUCUUGCUCAAACAUUACUAUCUAUCCAAGCUCAGGCUACAACAUGGAUUAAAAGAAAAUACUGUGCUCAGCAUCACAACUGUAGAAUUGAAAGUGUCAAAGCACUAAACCUUGACACAUUGACACGCAACAAAAAAUUGUCAGUUUCGAUCUCAAAUUGCUUUGACCCUUGUAUGUUCUGUAAAAUGUGCAAUUCACUUCAGUAUUACUUUAUGCUCCAAGUAAAAUGCUCUUUCAGUUUAUAUACAGUAAAAUAGCACUGAGGAAUGGUUGCUUUGAUAAGCUAUAGAGUUUUCACUCACAGUUGCAUCCAUUGUAAGGCAACAUUUCUGAAAUAGGUACAUGGGUUUUCUCAAACAACAAAAAAAGUGGAGAAAUUAUUUUUGUACAACAGUGUACAAGUUUAUUAUUUAGCUUUCUUGGCAAAACAGUGUUAUUGUGUUAUAGUCAGUUCCCAUUAGCGCAGAAACAUAAUUUUGCUCAAAAGAGAUAACCCAUGGUUACUUAGGGCCUAAUCCAUAUUUGCAUGUAACCCUGAUGGUUUAUGUGCAAAUAUGAUGUUUGGGGGUUUGUGCAGGUGAAAGAUCCAUUCUGCGCAUGUGCAGAACAGGUAUUGCAAUAUUGCUUGCAGUCCCCUGUCAGCCACAGCGUUAUUGACAUUUGGGGGGCAGUACCCAGCACCAUUCUUUACAGGGGCAUGUUGACCAUGUUUUGAAUGCAUGAUGGGUCCAGGGACUGCAUUGUCUGACGCAGAUUUCCUGGACCCGGGAGUCUGGACCUUAUGGCCAGCCUGAAUAAGCUUCACCUUAUAUGAGCUGGCCAGUGCCUGAAACCCUUACAAAUUGUGAACAAUGGUCACUGUGGUUGCAAUGCUGAUGCAAGGCUGCAUCCUCAGAUAUAGCACUCAAAUCUUGCAAAUACAAGAGGUGGCCUCUAUCUCCUACAGAUACUUCCUGUUACAUUUGAAUGUUAAUGACAUGCAUAGGCGUGCGCAGCAAAUUUUAUUAGGGGGUGCACUGCUGGAGGCGCAUGUCUAGCACCGCCUUUUGGGCGUGUCUCGCAUCGCCGAGGGACAUGUCUGACACUAUUCUCUCAGUAAAAUCACAUGGCGUAAUCUAAUUUAUCUCUAGUAUCUAAUAAUACAAGUACAUACAAUACACCCCAGAGAAAUAAAAUGAAACAUAAUGGUGCGACCAGUAGCCACUACUGACUGUCCGCUACGGCAUAAGUCCUAGCUGCCGCUGCAUCCUAUCGCUACUUACACUUCCCCAACCUAUCUCUGACCUAGUGAUGGAACUAGAGAGUGGUGAACCUUGGUGCAAAAUUCACAUUAUGCCACAUGGUAUGAGCCGAAAUUCACAUUACGCCACAUGGUAUAAGCCAAAAUUCACAUUACGCCACAUAAUGAGCCAAAUUCACAUUAUGCCACACAGUAUGAGAUAAAAUUCACAUUACGCUGCACGAUAUGAGCCAACAUUUACAUUACGCCACACAGUAUGAGGCAAAAUUCACAUUACGCCACAUUAUGCCCCGGCCUUAAUAUACCCCAUAGUACCCCCCAAACACAUUAUAUAAUACACAGUGCACCCUAAACACAUGCAACACAGUGCCCUCCCCCCACACACACAUUAUGUGACACAUAGUGCCUCUCCAAAUACAUUAUAUAAUAUACAUUAUACAUUACUUGUGGGUGCGCUCGCAGCUGAGUGCUCCUCACCGCCGACAACUACUGCCGUCCUUUCUCUCUCCUUCACCCCCUCUUUCCCUGCAGUCCUGUUCACAUGUGGGUUCCAGUAGCGGGUGCAGCUGACAAAUGCACCCUCUAUUGCCCCUGCAGCGGCGUGUCUCUUCCCCUAUCGCCAAGCCUGCUGACCGGGCGUGACGGGCAGGUGAAGAGAGAGAAGCGGCGGGUGGAGGGGCGGGCUCGGGUGUAGAGAGCGAGGGUUGGUGGGUGUAGAGAGUGGGGGUGGGCGGGCAUAGCGAGCAGGCGGACAGCCGUAGAGAGCAGGCGGUCUGUGUUGGCAGGCGUAGAGUGCGGGUGGGCAUACACAGUCAGGGAUAGAACUGCAAGCCUGGCAAUGACUCAGUUACAGGCAUGUGUAAGGGGGGUGCCGGACAUUAGGGGGUGCCUGUGCACACCAGGCACCCCCCCUGCGCACGCCUAUGAUGACAUGGACUUGCACAGCCACUUCCUUGCGGCAGUGCAAUCCCAUACAAUCAUGAAUUAGGCCCAUUAUGCAAAGUUGCAAAUCUAUUAUACAUAUAGUAUGUUCUACAUGACUUGUCUACAGCCUUGGUUUAAUUCUGAGCCAUAUUUUUCUAUCCUAACAGCUGUAUUAUUGUAAGGAUAUCAGUGUUUCAAAAUAUUAAAAUGUUUAACAGAGCACUGAGAAAGUUUAAUUUUGUAUAACUGUCAAUGUAGAAUUGUUAUAUAGAUUCUAGUGACAUGCAUAGAAAUUACCUGACCUGUUUGUUAAGUCUAGUUCAUUAUUGACUUGUCCACUCUAAAAUGGCAGAUGUGAAGUUCACAGAAAUAUAAUGUAUUAAAACUAAUUGACUUUAUUUAUAUACAUCAGUUAUAGGAACCCCUGCCAUAUAAUGCUUAAUGAUCUUUAAUAUGUCGAUUGAAAUAUUAUGUCUAUGAAGCCUUUUGUUCUUUAAUGACAAACCAAAAGGCCUUACUAAAAACCUCCAACUUUAAGAAAAGAUAUAUAAAUAAACAAACGGUUAAAAUGUGAUCAGAAAAAGCAAAAAGAUAUAUUUACAUGGAAAGGAAAUAUCAGAAUUAGAAUCUUCCAGUUUUGGAAUACCAUCCAAACCAAAUAUUUUUGUUGCCAUUAUCUGAAUAAAAUUUGGAAAGAGGUCUUCCCAGGUGGAGUGGGCUUUCACAUUACGUAUGCUACAAACUUUUUGUAGACUGGCUGCUUUUUGGGAGAUGCUACUGUCUUAAUUAUUCAAAAGCAUUUUAAAAUGCAAAUCUCAUAAAGUCUACAGCUCAAGAGUGUAAAGAGAUGCCCCAAAAGACCAGCGUUGAAAUAUACUGGAAAAGAGUAAAUCAAAAGUAAAUAAACUAAGCUCUUUAUUAGUAAAUUUAGAUAGUUUCAUUUGAAUUUAUAACUAUUCACAUGUUUCUGUUGAACAUAAAUAUCUUUCUUUAGUAUUAUGCAUUUGAUGUCAUAACAGAUUUGCACAAAACACUUGGUAGCAUGCAUAGAAAGAUUUAUUUUAUUUAUAUAUAUAUAUAUAUAUAUAUAUAUAUAUAUAUAUAUAUAUAAAACAUUUAAUUUCUACAUAUUAUACAUAUAUUCAUAUAUAUGCUUUCAUUAUUUAUAAUUACUGUAUUAAAAAAAUCUUAACAUGCCUUCAUCAUAUUUAGGCAGCUAGGUAGUUCAGCAACCCCACAAAGAUUGGCCAACACUUUGCAAUUACCUUGUAAAUUAGGGAGAACCCUCAAACAGAGCCCCAGACAUCAACAUCAUAAAAACAUUUCAUCAGAGAAUACACUGUAGUUGUCUUGUUAUGAAAAUGCAGAUAUGUAAUGUACUUUAUUUACACAAAACAAAAAUAUAUAUAUUAAGAAUGGCCUUUUAAUACCUUCUCAGCUGGAAGCAUGUAAAAGCAGUGAAUUAUGGGUAACAAAACAUGGAUACCAGCUGAGAAGUGGGACUUUCUUAAAAUGGAACUGUGAUUUUUUUUUUUUUUUAAUCUUAAUGCUAUUAAUAUCCUAUUGUGGGAGACAAAAAGCUGUGCCGAAUAUACUAAAAACAUGUUUUCCUAGAUGUUAUUUAACUCUUUCUGUGAUAGAGGAGCCAACACUUGUUACCUUGUGGCAGCAUCUGUCAAGGAAAGUGUUAAAAGUAAGUUUAUGAAUGAAACAUUAAUUUUUAAGAGUGUGAGCUUCAUACCGAAGCAGGGAUGUUCGGUAUUUUUUAACAGAAACAAAAUGCAUGUAAAAACUACUGAUUGCUUACAUUUUCCUGCUAUAACUGCGACCAGUCAGCAGUAGAACAUUUGGGAUAUAUAUUUUUUCUUUGUAUUUUAAUGUUUAUUUUGUUUUCUUUUAACUUCAUUUUUUAACUGCAGAUUGGUGAGCAGUAAAAUUGCCAAGCAAACUUAUGGCUGUAAAGAGAUAUAAAUGCAUGUAUGGACAGAUUACUGAGCCUCAUUUUAAUGAGGCAUGUACAAAGUUUUAAUACAUUUUGGAAAUAAAAUGUAAAGAAAGAAAAAUA